ACUGUCGAGGGCCUUUAGCUCUCUAUCAUGUCAUGUCGUUAUAGUUUUGCGGUGAUCAGUUUCGUAUUCAAACUCUUGAAGGAUACCGACACGUUAUCCUAAAGUGACUGAAGUUUCCAAAUUAGUUGUUGGAUUAACUGAUUAACUAGGACACGCAACGUAUUCUUUUGAUUAGUUGUACUUAUUUUGAUCUGCGGACAAUUUGAGCAGCCGUGAUGGAGAAGGGGGCGGUGUCGCGUGCGGCGGAGCCCGCAGAUGGUGCACAGGGCGGAGCGCGGCUGUUAGACUGCACAGGUGCUUGUUGUCAUGGAGGAGCAAAGAUGGCGGUCCUGGCCUAUAGCCUGGGCAAACGAGAAAUAAAUCAUCAUUUCACCAUCAAAAAUGCCAAACUGAUAUCACUGGUAGUCGUCAUUUUACUCCUCGUGUUUCACACAGCUUUGCGGUACUAUGGAGGCGGAGACUCAUGUGAACGGCUGCUGUCCACAGGACGUUACUUGGGAGAGAACGUAUGGCAGCCAUAUGGCUGCAUGAUGCACAAAUACAAAAGCAUUGAAGCCAAAACCUGCCUUGCUGAAAAGCGAGUGGCCUUUGUCGGUGAUUCACGAAUCAGGCAGCUCUUUUACGCCUUCAUCAAAAUUAUUGACCCUGAGCAAAGAGGAGAUGGAAACAAGCACGAGGAUAUUUCUUUUAAAUUUGAUGGUUCCUCUGUCAAUGUGGACUUUCUGUGGUAUCCAGAGGCAAAUAAUUCAAUGAAGGAGCGCUUGAUAUCAUGGACACACGAAGGUUCAGCAAAGCCAGAUGUUGUCAUCCUUGGAGCUGCAACAUGGUCCAUCAAGUUGCACAGUGGCAGCAGCGAGACGCUACAGCAGUACAAAGUCAACCUGACAGCCAUUGCUGUGCAUCUGGAGAAGCUGGCUGACCAUGGAGAGGUCUAUUGGGUCGUGCAAGAACCAGUUAAUGAGCAGGUGUUGAGUGAGAACAGGAAAAUGAUCACCAAUAAACAGCUGGAGCUGUACAAUGACGCGGCGGUGGACGUGCUCAACAGCAGCAAGCGUAACAGCAGGUCCCGGGUCAAGCUGUUGGCUGCAUCACGCCAGGCGUCACUGGAAACCAUCACCCAGUCAGACGACGGCUUGCACCUGCCUGAGAGCACCAGGAAUGUGGGAGCCAUGGUGCUCAUGAACUCUCUGUGCAACAAGCUACUCAGGCCCAUUGACGGCUCCUGCUGCCAGACGUUGCCACCCCCAAACCUCCUGCAGAAACUGUCAGCGUGUUUCUUCGUGGGCUCGGCCGUGGUCUUUCUGAUCUUCCAUGUCCUCGGCAACAACCAUCACCGACGACCUGGGCCUCCAGACGUAGAGAGCCUCGAGGAGAAGAAGCCAGCGACUGCAGCUGCCCCUCUGGGUCCAAAGGCGCCGUUCCAGGCCCUCUGCAGGAUGGGCAUCAUCAUGAGCUAUUUUUACCUUUGUGACAGAGCAGACGUGUUCAUGAAAGAGCAAAAGUUCUACACCCACUCCACGUUCUUCAUCCCGCUUAUCUACAUAUUUGUCCUGGGAGUGUUCUACAAUGAGAACAGCAAGGAGACCAAAUUACUCAACCGUGAGCAAACAGACGAGUGGAAAGGCUGGAUGCAGUUGGUCAUCCUCAUCUAUCACAUAUCUGGAGCCAGCGCUUUCAUUCCAGUGUACAUGCAUGUGCGGGUGCUGGUGGCAGCGUACCUCUUUCAGACUGGCUAUGGACACUUUUCCUUUUUCUGGCUUAAAGGAGACUUUGGACUGUAUAGAGUAUGCCAGGUACUUUUCCGUCUCAACUUUCUGGUCUUGGUGCUGUGUGUCGUAAUGGACAGACCCUACCAGUUCUAUUACUUUGUCCCAUUGGUCACCUUCUGGUUUGUCGUCAUCUACUCCACGAUGGCCAUGUGGCCUCAGAUCCUUCAGAAGAAGGCAAACGGUAGUGGCUUGUGGCACCUUGGGGUCUUGGCGAAGUUACUCGGCCUCUUGCUGUUCAUCUGCAUCUUUGCCUUUUCCCAGGGUUUCUUUGAGCGAAUCUUCUCUAUUUGGCCCAUCUCUACACUCUUUGAGCUGAACGGAAGCAUCCACGAGUGGUGGUUCAGAUGGAAGCUGGACCGAUUUGCGGUGAUACACGGCAUGUUAUUUGCCUUCAUCUAUCUGGUGCUUCAGAAGCGCCAGGUGCUGUCGGAGGGCAAAGGAGAGGCGCUCUUCUCUCCCAAGAUUUCCAACCUGCUCAUCUUCCUCUCUGUCGUCUCCUUCAUAACCUACUCGAUAUGGGCCAGCAGCUGCAAAACCAAAGCCGAGUGCAACGAGAUGCAUCCUUACAUCUCUGUGGUCCAGAUGUUGUCCUUCAUUCUCAUCAGAAACAUUCCUGGCUACGCUCGCUCUAUAUAUAGCUCAUUCUUUGCAUGGUUUGGAAAGAUCUCCUUGGAGCUGUUCAUAUGCCAGUACCACAUCUGGCUGGCAGCAGACACCAAGGGAAUUUUGGUCCUGAUCCCAGGAAACCCUUCACUUAACAUCAUGGUCAGCACCUUCAUCUUUGUUUGUGUGGCUCAUGAGAUUUCCCUCAUCACCAAUGAUCUGGCCCAGAUGGUCAUUCCCAAAGACAGUGUGGCCCUGCUGAAAAGACUGGGGGCCGUUGGGCUCCUCAGUCUAGUUGUGUUACUGCUGGCCAGGGGCAGCCAGCCCAUACCCGGUGCUUGAUGGACACCUUUUGAUAGGGGGGGGGGAGGGAGGGGAGGGGGAGCACAGCACAACAGACCUGCCAAGCCCCCCUGCUGAGGUUGAGGUGAGGUCCAUGAGGUCCAGAUCCAAGCAGGAGCAGGCCCGGUGUUUUAGCUUACUGGGGGCCACAGGAGACUCCCUCGACUGUGUUGAGUGACCACACAGGGAGCUGUGGGAGAGCAGUCUCUCUGCUGGCCAUGUUUGGGCAGACUGUACUAUUUGACUGCUGUGAAAGUCGCACACUGAAUAAAAGAGAAAUGCUCCUUUCAGGGCAAAUUGCAAGAUAGAAAAUAAUCUGGAUUCAAUAGAAGAGCAGAGAAGACAUUACAUGUUAUGUAAAACAAAAAGAGGUUCUUCAUUUUAAGACCUCAUGCUUGCUGUGGAUAUUUGCAGCGUUGCUUCUAUUUAGCCAGACAUUAUUUUCUCACAUGCAGAACUUCCUAUCAUAAUCUCACUCUGGAAGGGAUCAGUAGGCACACACUCCGUCCAUAGUGACAGUUGAAGGUGUUUUCACUCAGGAUCCAUAAUCUACAUAUUCAGAUAUCUACUUUUUUUUUUAAAUCCACUGUGCUGCAUUUCACUAUACAUUUUUUGUACAGUAUUUCUGGGGACAAUAAAAUAGUGUAGAUAUCUAAAUAUGCAAAAUAUGGACCAACAACUGGUUUGGGUGAUUGAAAACUGUUGAGACUAAAAUGAAAAUUUGGAUCGCAAUUGGUUGAAAAGUUGGAUUAUCCCUCAACAUAUUUUUGCUAAUGUAUUUGUGAGUGAUUUUAGAAAUGUUUGCCUUUCUGCUGAAGGGUACCGUGGUCACCUGCUGUAGCUCUGAAAUUAUGUGAUAUGUACAGUAUUUAAUGAUUUAAAUUAAGCUUAUAUUUUAUACAGGUUUUGUUUGGGGGCUCAGUUUAAUUUUGUACUUUGCGCUCAUGACUGCUGUUUGUGAAGGAAGUAUUACAUGGAUAAUUUUGUACCCAUCCCAGCAUCUCAUAGAUGAUCACUUGCCUCAGAGACACAUUGCGGAGGUCGAGCCUUUACGGUUUGACUCGCGUCGGUCCUAUAAGCUCACGUCGGAUUCCGUGUAUAUUUGUAUGACAUAGUUAUUUUAUACAGCAAGGCUUCAGCCGGGUUUUUAGUCCUCCUUUCAUGCUCAUUAAAAACAGGCCUCACUAGCUCUGGUGGAAAAUGCACUGGCUUGCACAUAUUAUUGUACAAUAGGAAUAACCGCUAAAUAUACAUGAAAAAGAGAUUUCUUCGAGUGAAUGCCUUCGAACAUGUGGCUUACACAUACUGAACAUCUGCGAUGUAGCCUGGAGGCACUUUGCAUCAGGGCUAGCUCAACUUUUAAAACAACUACUACACUGAAUGAGCUGAGAAGACGCAUAACGGUCACUUCAAGGAAAAUUGUGUAUAUUUUGUCAGUCUCUUUGCCUAUCUAUAUCCUCACAGACAUUUAAGAGAUAUUAGCACUUUCAUUUUAAGACCUGCAUUUUCUUUACAUUUUUGCAUUAAAAUACAAUGUUUAACCAGUGCAGAUACUUUCUGUACUUAAGCACAUUUUUACGAGGUACAUGUUUUGUCAGUCACUUGGCAAAUGUAUAUUAUACAAUCUAAGCUACAUCGCUUAUGAUUUCAAAAAAUUUCUUUCGCCAAGGGGUCGUAAAAGAUUGCUUUGUCAAUCGUUUUUUACACAUUUAUGUAGCUUCUGAUUCAAAGAAAUACCCAAAUAAUUAAUUUCUUCUUUACGGUGGAACGAUUUGAUCUUCUCUUGUUAUUUGUCUGAUGUGCGGCCUCGGUUGUGUUCUCUGAAUAAGAGCGAAGUAAAUUUGUAAUUUCUAUAACCAGUCACCUCAUUGUAUUGAUGAAAAUGGCAUUUCCAUGUUGCAGUUUCCGUUGAUAUGUGAAGUUUACUGAUCAGUUUUUUGUCUAUUACUGAUCAACAGCUAUAGAUUUGGUAAUUGUUUCAGGCCUUAAUAGAUCCUUUUGGUCACAUAAAAGCAACAACUAUUUAUACUCCUGUGCAGGGCCUCUUUGAAAUAUGUUACAUGUACAUUUUUUUGUGACGUCUUAAAAAUGUGAAAUGUAUCCAUUAUUUAUAAAUGCCUUUAUUCUGUUGUACAUUGUUAAUACCUUCAUAAAAUUGGUUUUGGACAAACAUA
Molecule: messenger RNA, 4888 nt
Organism: Cyclopterus lumpus (lumpfish)
Lineage: Eukaryota; Metazoa; Chordata; Actinopteri; Perciformes; Cyclopteridae
Gene: casd1
Product: CAS1 domain containing 1
Exons: 18
Coding region: 216-2714 (832 amino acids)
Cellular component (GO): Golgi membrane
Molecular function (GO): N-acetylneuraminate 9-O-acetyltransferase activity
Source: RefSeq, a predicted model, not a curated record